Molecule: messenger RNA, 1641 nt
Organism: Didymodactylos carnosus
Lineage: Eukaryota; Metazoa; Rotifera; Eurotatoria; Philodinida; Philodinidae
Source: the annotation of a GenBank genome assembly
AUGGUAGGAAGUAGUGGGACGGAUUUAUUUGUUGUUGUUGGUGGCGGAUGGUCAGGUUUAUACGCACUUAAAUAUUUAUUAGAAGACGGUCUCCAUGCUGUGCUCUACGAACGUGAACCAUUUAUCGCUGGCAUUUGGCACUACAAGGAUAAGUCGGGUGGGGUCUAUCGUUCAACUCAUGCGACAUCAUCAAAGACAUUUAUGCAUGCCUCUGACUUUCCCAUGCCAGAGAAAACAUGUGAAUUUCCGUCACACGAAGAAAAUCUAAACUAUUUAAAAAGUUAUUGUGAACAUUUUCUGUUAUGGCCACAUAUUUAUUUAGAACAUAAUGUUGUCAAUAUUAGUCACCAAAAUCAAACAUCACAAAAAUGGAUAGUAAGACUAAAAAAUAAUGAGAGAGAAGAGUUUGAACAAAUUUGUGAUGGUGUCGUUAUUUGUUCUGGACAACAUCAGACACCUUCCAUUCCGAAUGAUGAAAUAUUUAAAAAUUUUACGGGGACUUUUUCACAUAGUUUCGACUAUAAAUAUCCAUUACCCGAAUAUUAUAACAAGAAUAUUCUCAUUGUUGGUGGCGGUGAGACAGCAAGUGAUUUAGCCGUUGAGCUGAGUCCAGUAGCUAAGAAAGUUUAUAUGAGUAUCAGAAACGGACAAUGGUUCCAGGACAGAAUAUUGGGGAAUCAGCCAGCUGAUAUUAUGUACACAAUGUUAAUGAGAAUAUGGAGCUACUACGAUAACAUUAAUGUCAAAAUUUAUAAGCGAUGUUUUGUUGUAACGAUGUGGGGACAAGGAGGAACGGGAAUUCCAGAAUGGCAACCGACAAGUAACUUCCUGCAUGGAUUCAUUAAUAAAAGCCGAGAAGUUGUUCAUAAAGUAGCUAUGGGACUUGUGAUACCUAAACGAGCUAUUCUAAAAAUCGAGGAGAAUCUAGUGACGUUUGAGCCCGUUCCAAACCAUGACCGUAAUGAUGAAGAGAGCAAUCUUAAUUCUAAUUCGGUGCGGAUCGAUCAUAUUUUGUAUUGCACCGGCUAUCGUUGGAAUUUUCCAUUUUUUUCGGCUGAAUUAGAGAAGGAGAUAACCGUUGAACGAUUAUAUAAACUUGUAUUUCCGGUAGGAUUGAAGAAAAUUGCUUUUGUUGGUACGGCGAGACCUGUCUUCGGUUCUAUUCCCGCUUUAGCUGAGCUUCAGGCUAGAUGGGUUUCAUAUGUUUUUAAAGGCAAAGUAACACUUCCCACUCAAGCAAAAAUGCUCCGUUCUAUACAUGCGUAUUGGAAGCGACAUCAGCGCCUUUAUCCGCAUGAUCAUAUUCGAAUGAAACAAUUAGUUAAUCUCUUCGAGUUUGCCGAUGUUCUCGGAGAUGAAAUGGGUGUUCGACCAAAUGUUGUCAAACUCUUUUUUCGUCAUCCUUUUAAAUGGUUCAAAAUUUAUUGUGCGAGUCCAUGGUCACCGUUUCUCUUUCGAUUGGGAACGAUUUCAAGCCAGGCGGAAAAACUAGCUUAUCGAAGACAUUUGGAAUGUAUACCAAAACCAUAUCAAUCUUUCCAUCGUUUCAACGAUUUAUUUAUCUGUGCAUGGGCAUCGACCAUCAUAAUUACUGUAACUUGUGUUAUCAUUUUUAUUUUUGUUUUAGCUUUCAAGUUAUAA